Dermochelys coriacea (leatherback sea turtle) is the source of this 7396-nucleotide messenger RNA. RefSeq names its product solute carrier family 46 member 2 (gene SLC46A2). Gene Ontology annotation, cellular component: membrane. NCBI's taxonomy places the organism in Eukaryota, Metazoa, Chordata, Testudines, Dermochelyidae. Gene Ontology annotation, biological process: transmembrane transport. The record is from RefSeq and is a predicted model, not a curated record. Gene Ontology annotation, molecular function: transmembrane transporter activity. The coding region runs from base 369 to 1745 and encodes 458 amino acids. The transcript is spliced from 5 exons.
UGUCUCGGCCCUCAGGAGAACCCAGGGCAAGGGGCUGGCGUUGCCACACAUUUUCCAGUACGUUGCCUGUUAGUAGCUGUGGUGAGUAACUCCUCAGCUCACUGGUUACUCAGCUAGUGAGGGAAGGGAGUUAUUUCUAGACUCCGCUGUGUGUGUAAGCCAAGAGAGCCCGUCAGGAUUGCCUGCAUUUGAGAAGCACAGUGAGGCUGAAUGCACACAGGAGUGGCUGUGGAGACAGACGUUAGUGACUUUCGGUUUUAACACCAGAACUUCUGGACCUGCUGUCUCCAGCACAUCUCCCUGCCGCUCUUCCUUCCCCACCCACCUCCUUGCCAGUAGCCCCAAGGAAAGGUUUGGCAGCAGCCAUCAUGGUCGGAGGGAUGGCGGUGAGGACCUGGAUUGAGCCCGUGGUAGCUGGCGCCCAGGUAGCCAGCUCCUUUUACGACACAGGGCUGCUGCUAGUGGUGAAGAACUACUACAACCGGACCAGCUCGACCUCCCCAGCGCACAUGCUUGAGGAUCUACAGCAGAAAGCUGUCUCUGACUUCUUCAUCAUCUACAACUUGGUUCUGGGCCUGAGCCCCUUGUUGACGGCCUAUGGCCUGGCAAAGCUUGGUGACAAGAAGAACAGGAAGCUCACCAUUUUCUUACCUCUCCUCGGCUAUCUGGUCUCUAGGUCCCUCCUGCUCCUCUUAAUCCUGCUGGAGUGGCCUAUUGAGGUGAUGUAUGGGGCGGCGGCCUUAAACGGUCUGACGGGAGGUUUUACCACCUACUGGGCUGGCGUCAUGGCUCUGGGGUCUCUGGGCUCCUCUGAGCACAGGAGGUCUCUGCGGCUAAUUGUUAUCGAGCUGACCUAUGGGAUGGCGGGCUUCUUGGGAAGUAUAGUGUCUGGGCACAUCUUUGUUCAUUCCCACAUAAGUUAUCGACAGGGCACCGUGCUAGUGGCCUGCAGCAUUGCCUGCUAUGCCUUCUGCUUCCUCUACAGCUUCUUUGUUCUGAAAGUCCCUAUGCCUGAAGGCACCUGCCCAGCUUCCCCAGCUCACAGCAAACCCAAGGACAUAGAUCAGCCUGACAGUCAACUACCAGAGGAUGAAAGAACUGCAGGGAAUUCAGGCUCUUGUGAGGACGAGGGGCGGGGCCCCCUGGCACCAUCAAAACUCAUCAUUGCAAUGCUUUUCUGUGGGGCAGUCUUGUAUGAUCUAGCAGUUGUGGGAGCCAUGGACGUGCUCCCGCUGUUUUUGCUUAAGAAACCUUUGAGCUGGGGCCCAGUGGAGAUUGGCUAUGGCAAUGCUGCUGGCUACAUGAUCUUUAUUACCAGUUUCCUGGGGGUUUUUGUGUUCUCCAAGUAUUUAAGGGACACGACUAUGAUCAUCAUUGGGAUACUGUCCUUCAGCAUUGGCAUUCUCAUCAUGGCCUUUGUGCGACAGACAUUCCUGUUCUACAUUGCUCGGGCCAUAAUGCUGUUUGCUCUCAUCCCCUUACCAAUCAUCAGAUCUCUGUUAUCCAAACAUGUACAAGGAUCAUCCUAUGGUAAGGUGUUUGUCUUGCUGCAGCUGUCUUUAGUGAUCACGGGGGUUGCUACAUCCACAGCCUACAACAAGAUCUAUCAACACAUACUGGACUGGUUUAGUGGAUUCUGUUUCAUUUUGUCAUGUGUCGCUGGCUGCCUAAGCAUCAUCCCCAUCAGCAUUGUGGCCUACAAGCAACACUCACGAUCUGGGUCCCUUGAAAUCCUCGCAGAAUGAUGGCAUGCCGUUGCAAGUUUUAGCUCUGGGAGUUAUUGCAGGUUAGAGCACCUUACUGUACUAGAGCACUGAUGAUGGAAGACAGCUCUUUGGGUCUACCAUGCUAGUUUUAGUCACUAUGGAUUUAGGCUAAAACAAACAUGUUGACUUAGGUGACAGCAGACAGGUAUCCAUGCCACAGACUGCUCUCAUGGGUAGCCAAUAGGCGGAGGCCAAUAAGCAUAUCACCUCCCUCACCCAAGGUGAGAGGUACUUGCAUUGCUGCUUCUGGGGUACAGAAGUAAUAGACAAUCUUUGCUGGAGUCAGGCCAGCAGCAUUUGAUUUCAAAUUUAUGCCAGUGGCAGGGAUGACACCAUCUUGGCUGCUAGUCCAAAAAAACAAAAAACAAAAAAAAAAACACUUUAGUGGGGCAACAACAUUUGGAUCAAGAGCUCUUUCUGGCCAUAGAAUAAGGGCUGUAGAUACAACCCCCUGCUGAGAUAAACACCUCCAUUCAGCAGCACUGCCUGGAGGAAUUUAUGGACAGGCAAGAGGGAGGGAAGACUUGCUACCAGUCAGUCCUGGAAGGGAGGAUUAGGUUUGUCAGAAUACAUAACCCUAAAAACAGUUUACAUAAGCCUAAAAAUUUCCCUUACCCUCCCCUUGCAGAUUAAAUUGGAGGGUGGUGAAGGCACAGAAAGAAGCAGGAUAUAAAAAGGGGCAAGCUCCUUUAUAGAAGGAAGCCCCUUUUCAGAGUGAUGCCGACCUGAGGGGAAGAUACAGCGCUUGAUCCUUUGUUUUGUCACUCUAGAGAUGAUUGCAAGCUUUUCAGGGCAUGAACUGUCUUACUUGUAGAACAGCCUACCCCUUCUCUUCCCGCCCCCCCCCCCGUACUGUAAACCAAUUGAUCAGCUUGAGAAACCACAACACUUUUCAUAAGCUGGAUCAUAGUCAGAUCAUCAGGAACAGGGUUCUGCACCUGCAGUGAAGUGGGAGCAGAGCUCAUGCAUGACAUCUUUUAGAGCAUACUGUAAGUACAAUUAGUAGUGGAUGCAAAAUUGAAGUUGUUACUUCAUCAGCAGCCACUGACUAUUAAUAGUGUUAAACUAUUUCUGAAAGGCAUGAGGACCCCAGAAAUCCCCAUAUAUAGCAAUUAAAUUCACCAUGUGUAAAUACAUUGUAAAUCAAUGCAUCAAUAAAGAAUUACUGAACAGGUAUAUGUGCUAAAUGCUUUGGAACAGUGCUGUUGGAGAGAGCAUCUAACACCAGGCCCACCAAACCACCCAUGCAGUCUAAGGGGGAUGGGGAGGGGUACUAUUCAAAGUGACCCUGCCAUGAAGCAGUGAGACCAUCAUGAGGAAGUUGUGUGAACUAGAUCCUAGAAAGCCCCAGCAACAUGAGGAUUAAGAUUCAGCACCUUGUGUAAACAGAGUAGCAAGUACAUUUGCUUUAAAUAUGAUGUCCUGCUGUUUACUUUAUUUGAACUAUGCUGAGACCCCUUAACUGUGUCCUCAUAAGGAAAGGUUGGUUAUGCAGUCAAGAUGCUGGACUAGGUUGUAGGAGCUCUAGGGUCAAGUGCUGGCUCUGUGUGACCUUGCACAAAAUCACUCCCCUACAGAGAGAGCAUCUCAUUCUCCCCAUUUUAUAAAUGGAAAACCAAGGCACAGUGAUAUUGCAAGGAUAAAAUGUGUAAGCGAGGUGCUCGCAGUCUGGUGAGGGGUACUACAAGGAAGUAGAUGUAAACAACUGAGUAUACAUUUGUAUAGCAUAGGUGAAAUCUCACCCCUGCCUGGGAAGAGGGAGUAUUAAAAGUUUCACCACCAUAGAGAAAGUCAGGGCAGUAAACAGUUGAGCAAAAGUACGUACAAGUGCAUGCAUCAUACUGUAGAUGUGGUAAAGACUACACAAAAUGAAACUAUUAGGUAAAGAAAUCAUCCUUUAAUACAUUUAUUGGUCCAUUCCUUUAAAUUAAUUGAGGUAAAGAAACAGUGUCUUUAAAAAAAAUGUACACACUAAUAAUCAAGCAUUACAAAUAGUUUACCUCAAAGUGUUUUUAUCAAUACUAGUUCCAUAGUAACAAUGCACAGAGUAUGUUUAUACAGAGCUAAAUGAAAAACAGAAACAUGCCAGCACCCGAAAUCAAAGACAUUUUAUAUCCUGUGAGUUUAACGAGAAAAGCAAAACAAUGUUAAAUUUGGUUGAGUAUAGGAAACAAAAAACCUCUCCAAUCUGUACAUCAUCCACUAGCUAAUUCACACACAAGGACAAGUCUUCACAACUUUCAUUUUGGUUUAUCUGGUGAGGGAGGUGAUGUGAGGGUGACCAGAGUACGAAAAAAAAAAAAAAAAAAAGUGUCUGUAAGCUGAUUUUACAAAAAGUCAAAAAUACAGUACACUGUUUGGGCACCUAGGCAGCAACAUUUACAUUCAUGGUGUCAUGCGCUGAGCAACAAAAGGGAUGAAUUCCUAAAAAUGUGCUGGCAGAAGUUAAAUUUCAUGGCAACAUCGACUUGCCUCAUGGCAUAAACUCCCCUGAAAGUUAAAGGGAGCCAUGAGUGCAGGCACAUAGGAAGUAGAAUGAACAGGACAACAUUGUCCAAUCUCCACCCACAAAAGAGAUGAAAUACUAUAGAUCGUUCACGGUUGCGUAACAAAACCCAGCAUCACCUAGUUGUAUGCUGUGUGGGUGAGGGCCUCAAAUCCUGCAAUCUGUGUAGGUAGAACCUUGUCUCUAUUUACCCAAGUGUCUCACUGUACCACUGAAUGUAGGAUUAGGGCUUAGCUAUCCAGGUCCAGGACGACACAAGCAUGCUAGAUUUUUAUAUUUUUUGGUGUUAUAGUUUGAGUUAUUCAAAAGGCUACGAUUUUGAUAAGCACUUUCUGCCUUAACCCCAAAUUAAUACUGUUAAUUGUGAAUAUUUCUAUAUAUCAAAUACCUCCUGCCAAGACUGUAGUGUCUAGCAGGUAUUUAUCAAUAAUGAUCUAUUAUUCCUUCCAACCAAUUUUUUUUCUUAAAAGUAACAAAAAUACAUUUAAAAUAUCAAUUUAUUUAAACCUUCAUAUAUCCCAAAAAGAUCAAAGUAUUCUGGAGGUGCCCAGGUUCACAUCAUCAUAAACGUAUUUGGCAAAUACUAGUAAUUUUUCUCCUAAAAAAACAAAAAAAAAACAAACACGAACAAAAAACCCCAGUUAUUUCCCUUCUUGAAUGACCUUCAAUUGUUUAUAGUAAAAAAAAAAAAAAAAAAGCUGGUUAAAACCAAAAAGGAAGAAGACUGUCUCCCUACCUUGUAGCGUUUAAGGCAGCUGAACAUCAAACAGCUUGUUAAAUAAAACUCCGAAUUUGUGCCCACAGCUCUGCGCACACAAAACACUGGGUCAAAAGCACCACGCAUUGAAGACAAAGUUUCCAUUUAUAGUCUGAAGCACAUUUUCUUUUAAUUUUGGAUCAUUUCUUGAGUUUAAUGGGUAAAUUGGAUUAAGGCCCCAAUCUUGCAAACAUACACAAAUAGCCCCACUGAAUUGAACGAAACCCUUCACACAUGUAAGUAUUUGCAGAACCAAGGCCUAAACAAGUAUGUAAGUGUGGACAGGCUAUGCAAAAUCACCACCACAAAGCUCCCUCGACAACACCACCAGUUCUACCUAUAGACUCUCCCUAGGUCAAGGCCUUCCAUUUAUGCCAAUGUGCUGCAGUGCUUUAGUGAUGCAGACAAAGGUUUGCGAUGGAGGCCCUCAAGUUGCACUUGGCACUGAAGCCAUAUUCCCAGAGGUGAAAGGCCAGUGCAUUAACUCAUUGAUGGAUAAACUGCACAUUCACACAACCUAAACCCUUGCUGAGCUUUUCCUAGUUUUCUCUCUUUCCACCUCUUUUCCUCCCUCUAUCAACCACCACAUUUUUUGAUAACCUACCAAAAUGACUGUGUCAAGGAACUUAAGUAUAAACAUACCACAAUUUAUCCUCUGGUAACUACCAGUAGUUAAGGAAAGACCUGACAGCUUUAUGAAAUGGAGCAGACCUGGAGAAUUCAUUUUAAAUGAUUACUUGAGAAGGCCAUUAUUUGUUUUCUUAAGUCUUCCAAGUUUAUUGCAUAAGUAAAAUCCUGAUGAGAGAAUAUUAUAUGUAGAUAGAUAUAUAAAGAUCGGAGCUAAACAGUGCUUGCCUGGAUGUGCUGGUGCCAUUUCAAGAGUUACAACUUUCCAAAUUGCACACCUAUCAGAAGUUAUGGAGAGACAGCAAGAAAUUGCACAUGCCUUGGAUCAGUGUGCACCACAGGGCAGCUGCGGAGCAAGAUUUGUUAAAAGGAAACAAGACACUUUAAAGCUGUAGAUGGGCCCACACCACAAAGUUCAGCUCCGUGGAGUGCAUAUCCGCUGUUUGGGUUGAUCAGCGUUGAUAUGAUAUCAAAUUGAUAUCACUCAAUUUUUGAGCCAGAUCAAUCUGUGUACACAGAAAAAAGCCCACGGAGAUAUACUGAAAGGUACUUAAACAACUAUUAAAGGAAAAAAAAUACAGUGAAACCAAGUUAUUCUUUCAAUGGAUUUCUGCUCAGUAUUUGUGAAGGGCUUGCUUUUCUACAGUCACAAAAAUUAGUGAGACUAUUUAUACACUGCCAAACUUGGGCCCUAAUAGAUAGCCACACACAGAUCAUGAACUGCAAUAGAUUUUUAAACCUGCAUUUCAAGGGGCAGGAUCUGAUGCAGCAUGAACAGGAACAAGUCAGUUGUGACAACUGAAUUCAGCCCUGAAAACACUUGUCAUUUUGUAAGUCAGUUGGUCUCUUCUGUGCUUCUAACAUGCUACACAAAAUCUUCUGUUCAGACUACGAAACAAUACCUGGCUCAGCAUCAUUUUCACACAGCAGUUCAUAUUGUGAGGAUUCAUUAAGACAGACCCAACCACAGGCUAGCUGUGUCCAAGAGGAAACCAUCACACAAUAUCCUACUCGUAUGACUUGCAAUUACAGGUAAGAACUCCUUUUCCAACACGUUUCAAAAGCUUGCUUCCAAUUUAAACCGUGAUUUAUGUUAUUUAGCAUAGCAGCAGGCAGCGUCUGCUUCACACUAGAGCAACAUCCAACCUGGAACAUGAUCUAGGGCCUAUACCCUCUGAUCUGUGACCCAAACUUGCAGUCCACAUAUCUUCCCCCUUAAAGGGUUCCAGAUACAUGUGUACUUACAGUGAAUCCUUCCGAGCCAUUCCUAGCCAUUGGCUAGUUGUCGAGGAAGGGCCAGCAUUCUAAUGGCUUAGCCGCAAAAGGUGUUUGCUUGACAACAAACAAGGACUGAAGUCACUUCAUUCACUUGAUUAGUAAUUUAAAAAUCAACUGGCUCCAGAGACUGUGCAGCAGAACGUUAAUAUUAAAUGUAAAUAUUAGGUAAAACAUUAGGUGUCUGUUGCCGGACACCCCACCACGUUUGCAGUAGGUGAAAUUGUUACCAUACUUAAAUGCCUUAAGUGAAGCUAUAAAAGCUCCCCUGCUACCCACUACAAUCCUUACCUGAUGUUGCAAUGUUCUUUGCAAAUAGAACCUUGUACAAUAUGUAUUUUCUGAGAAAUGGCAAAUUUACUUAAAGAACCAAGACCCUGGAACUACAAGCUGAUGACUGGUCUUCAGUUUUCUAACUAAGCCUGGAGGGCAAAAGGCAUGAACAUGGGAACUCAGAAGAAGGGG